Messenger RNA from Meloidogyne enterolobii, 900 nucleotides. Lineage: Eukaryota; Metazoa; Nematoda; Chromadorea; Rhabditida; Meloidogynidae. The record is from the annotation of a GenBank genome assembly.
AUGACUACUUGCCUUGAUUUUAUUGAUAAUUGUGCGACUGAACUCUUGGGAACACAGGAAUCAGAAUUUCCUUCGAUUUUGGCCCAAAUUCGUCUUCCUCUAAUUAAAGUUAACGAUUUAUUUGAGCAUGUUAGAGAAUCAUCGCUUAUUUCUCCUGAUCAAAUACUUGAUGCAAUUAAAGAUCAAAACACUUUAAGCAGUUCACAACUUAAAUACAGAGGAUUUUUAUUUCCUGGAAUAAAUAUCGCAACAGUUUCCUUUGGUGCAAAAGUAAUUUCUGGCGAUUUCCGAACAGCUUUGCUUUCAAAUCCAAGUAAUUAUGAUGAAGGAGUUCCAACUGAUCGCACAUUUUCCAAACAUUUGAUAAAUCCAAGAGAUCCGGGAAUAACGGUCAGUAUUGACAAAAAUGAUUGGGUACGAGUUAUUGAUCACACUCUAUACUUAUGUCGUUCAAAACAAAAUCUUUUCUUUGAAUCAAGAGUUGUGAAAUUUAUUAGAAUUGUUGGAACUCUUAGUUCUGUGAAUAAUACAUUUCAACUUUGCAAUUUUGAAGCAUUAUGUUCAACAGAACAAUUUGAAAUCGAUACAAAAACAACGUUACAAAUACCGCGUUCCAAUGUUGCUACAAUAUCAAAUAAUGCAAUUGUUACAGAAGGAGUUUCAAGAAGUCGAAAUGCACUUUUAAAUGGAGAUACAACAAAUUAUGAUUGGGACAAUGGAUAUACUUGUCAUCAAUUAGGUUCCGGUGCUUUAGUAGUUCAAUUACCACAACCGUAUUUAAUCGAAACAAUGAGAUUUCUUUUAUGGGAUUGUGAUGAUAGAUGUUAUUCUUUUUAUGUUGAAGUUUCAGUUGAUCAAAUAAAGUGGACUAAAGUUGUGGAAUUCAAUGAAUGCAGGUAA